UACUUUAAACCACUGAACUUUGUGAUCGAUUUUACAAAUUAAAUUUAAUACAAAAAAAUAACUUGUGAAACUGAACAAGUUAAAUCUUUCGUGUCGUUAAAGAAUGUUUAAUGUUAUGUACUUUAAUUAAUAUUGAUUUUUAACUUUGAAUAAUUGAGUUGUUAGCAAUAAUGACGGAAAUUUUGCGAGCCCUAAUAAAUGCUUCAGAAAGGGCUGCACUGGUGGCAAGGUCUUGUUGCAAUAGCGAUAAUAAAAAUGAUCUGCUUGUUGCUGAGAAAUCUGAUGGAGAAGCAAACGCUCGUUUUGAAAAAGAUUAUAAAACCAUAGCUGAUGUGUUAGCACAAGAAUGUAUAAGAAAAACAUUAGUUACCAAGUUCCCGGAAUUAACUGGUCAUGUUCGAGGUGAAGAAUGCUGUGAAAUUGGUGGAACGUCGAUCAAACUAGCAGACACUGUUGAUGAAACAGCAGAACUUCUCACUUCACUUGUACACCCAAGUCUUGCAAAGCCUAUGGCCGUGGCUGCCCACUCUGAUACAAAACAUCCACUGCACGACCAGUUGCCAUCUGAUCUUCCUGACGUUGAUGUCAGUGACUUGGGAAUUUGGAUUGAUCCCAUAGAUGCCACAGCAGAGUUCAUUGCAGGAAUCAAUGGUACAGCAGCUUUGAAUAAGGGACUCCAGGUUGUCACUGUUUUGAUUGGGGCAUACAGGAGAUCCACUGGAGAGCCAGUCAUUGGUGUUAUCAAUCAACCUUUUUUCAAUAGUGGUCAGGGUCGUGUUCUUUGGGGUAUUUGUUAUGAUGGUGUUAAGAGAUGGGGUGGACACAAUGUUGAGAACUUUGAUCUUGGUACUGCUGGAAUUUACAUGAGCUCUGCAGAAGAUCCACUUAUAAGGAAGACUUUUAUGACGAUUUGCAACAUCACAGAUGCCGCUGGUGCUGGCAACAAACUUCUUGGAGUUGCUUUGGGUGAUGCCAUUGCAUACAUUUUAUCUAAGAGUACAACAUUCUUAUGGGAUACCUGUGGCCCACAUGCAAUACUCAAAGCAAGGGGUGGUGAUGUAAUAUCAUUUGAUACACAUGCUUCAAUACAGUACAAUGUACCCAACAGCAGUGACCCCCAACAAUUUUGUAAUGCAGGUGGUAUCAUAGCCUAUGGUGACAGUGACCAAUGUGUAAAUUCAAACCUUAGGGAUAUUAAGAAUAUUAUAUUAAAAACACUUGCUAACCGCAAGUAAUUUGAUAGAAUCUAUUUGUUGUUAGUAAUAAUUUAGUAUACAACAUUAUAGCCUGACCAGGAACAUAAAAACCCUCGCCAUGUUGCGGAAAACUAAUGGUACUAAUUUCUUUUAAUGGCAACAGUAACUGAAAACUUCAUUGACAUGUCACCUUGCAUGUCAGUCUAUUGCUGUCAAAGUGUAAACAAUCUUUAUUUUAAAUGUGCGCAAUUGAUUUUGUGAAUUAAAUUGCUAAAAUCUUUUUAUAGUCGUGAAAGAAAAGUGGUUCACAAUGUGUUAAAGUAUUUAUCGAAGAGAAAUACUAAGGGUUCGGACAAUAUUUUCAUUGAAUAAUGUUUCCGACAAAGGUUGUCAAAUUGACUGACAUGUUUAUCGUAUAGUACAGUCCACUAUGAAAAUUAGCUGUGGUUUGUUUCAAAUACCUAUUUUAAAGUUUUUUGUCACUUUCUAAGUGUUGAAUUUUAUGGAAUUGGGAAAGAAGUACCGAGUUUGAAGCGUUCAUGAGCAGACAUUGCAGUUGAAUAUUCAAGUUCUGAAUUUAAUUAUUGAUGAAUAAUAAAAUAAAUCAUACUAGCUCGAUUGAUGGUUUCAUUUAAUUUAUUUAAACCAGGUUACCUAUAUAAUCUUUAUUCGUUAAUUUAUGAAAAUAUCAAUUAAUUAGGACGUAAUCCUGAAUCCUGAUACAUAAAGUUAGCCUAUUAAUUUAACACAGGUACGACUGUACUCAGUGUUGCACUAUCAAAUGUAAUUGACGCGCCUCUAUGCCAGGGUUUUUAUGUUCCUGGUCAGGCUAUACAUAUUAUUCCAUUAUUUAUGAUGUCUUCUACAUAUAUUAAUUUAACAAUAUCAGUAUAAAUGUUGUAUUUGUUGUUGUACUAUUAUUGUGGUAUUUGUUGUACUAAUUGUAAAUUUAUUUUCUUAAUAUUAAAUGUUCUUACAUUUAAGAUAAUUUAGCUAAGUAUUGUUAUUAAUGCAUUUAAUUUAUAUUUUAACUAACAUUGAAAAUGUAAAAGUUACUUUUUUGAUCUCAAUUUCUGUCUGUCUAGUCAUGAAUAUAUUUUAAUAAAGUAUUAUUAACUGAA
This is a messenger RNA of Ostrinia nubilalis (European corn borer), 2317 nucleotides long. RefSeq names its product inositol polyphosphate 1-phosphatase (gene Ipp). The record is from RefSeq and is a predicted model, not a curated record. Gene Ontology annotation, molecular function: inositol-1,4-bisphosphate 1-phosphatase activity. The coding region runs from base 171 to 1235 and encodes 354 amino acids. The transcript has 4 exons. Lineage: Eukaryota; Metazoa; Arthropoda; Insecta; Lepidoptera; Crambidae.